Messenger RNA from Cydia fagiglandana, 2037 nucleotides. RefSeq lists its product as uncharacterized. The transcript is spliced from 9 exons. NCBI's taxonomy places the organism in Eukaryota, Metazoa, Arthropoda, Insecta, Lepidoptera, Tortricidae. Bases 304 to 1578 code for a protein of 424 amino acids. Gene Ontology annotation, biological process: proteolysis. The record is from RefSeq and is a predicted model, not a curated record. Gene Ontology annotation, molecular function: serine-type carboxypeptidase activity.
AGCCGCUCGCCGUGGGUUUCAGCUAAUCCAGCGUCUCGGCUAUCAUCCCACACGUCUCUAAUGGGGAGCGCGUGACAUACAUCAUUUUAACGAAGAGCUGGCAAUGGUGUUUGUGAAUUUUUAUGUUCAUUUACCUCAUUAAUUCAUUAAAUAUAAGUGUGAAUGUGAUGUCACCGCGAGUGGUGGCUGACGACUGUAAACGCUUUUGAGCGACACAAAAGUUCGCAUGUGUUUUACACCGAGUGUCAGUGCUAUUGUGUUCCGUCAAUACGGAGUUGAUUAAAAAUAAAUAAAAUAAUUACAAUGUUGUGGUUACCGGUGCUUGUUAUUUUCACCUUGGCUCUCGAAGGAGCUUUUCAUACGGAAUACAACCCAUAUCUGGAAUCAUUGAAAAAUAGACCGUGGAAGAGUUUCCAAAGCUAUGUCCAAGUGCGUCCAGGGGCAUUCCUUUUUUACUGGCUGUACUACGCAGAUGGAAUUACCGACGGGGCCUAUCGGAAGCCCCUUGUAAUAUGGGUGCAAGGCGGGCCGGGCCUGGCUGCCACCGGUAUAGGCAAUUUCGCGGAGUUUGGGCCGUUAGAUAUGGAAAUGCAGCCACGGAAUCAUACCUGGGUUAACGGGAGAAAUGUGUUGUUAAUAGACCAUCCCGUGGGAACGGGGUUCAGCUACGCCACCAAUGACUCCCUGCUUGUGAAGACUGAUCGAGAAAUGGCAAUGGACUUAUCAAAAGUAAUAAAGGCGUUUUUCAAGAAUCAUAAAACAUUCCGCAAAACUCCAACAUAUUUGUUUGGGCAGAGUUACGGUGGCAAGUUAAGUCCAAGAUUGGGAUAUUAUCUUCACACGGCAAUAGAAAAGAAACGUCUCAAAAUGAACUUCAAAGGCAUAGGCAUCGGAAGCGGAUGGGUGUCGCCAAGGGAAAGUACCUUGGUCCAACCGGAUUUCUUGUACCUCAUGGGUGUCAUCGACCAGAACACGUAUUUACGCGCCAAAGAGAUUGUGAAGGACAUGAGUAUGUUUAUAGACAAAAGUGAAUUUAUGAAAGCGUUGAGACUAGAUUCGAUAUUAUUCGUAAUGUUUCACAGAGAAGGUGCAAUGGACAUAAAUAUGAAUAAUAUCAAUCAAGUCAGCCCGUACCCGGCCUUAGAUAAGUUGGCAGUGAAAGUGAAUAAAUAUGUGAAGCCAAUGCUGUCUCACGUGGUGAAUCAAGAUUUGCAGUGGAACUACCACUCGGAAAAAGUUUUUACGACGCUUUAUAAGAACUUUUUCGUGCCGUCUACUAAAUUCUUAGAAAUGCUUUUAAAUAGCACGAAGCUAAAGGUAGCCGUUUACAAUGGAAACCUGGACGUAGUGACACCGUUAGCUGGUGCAUCGAACUGGGUUCACAAGUUAGAGUGGCCCGGCGCCCAAGAGCUGAAGGAAGCGAAGAGACAGCCGAUCCGAGGGUUCAGGAAUGGCUUCUUUAAACAAUCCCGACAGUUGAGCUUCUGGUCGGUCUUCGGAGCUGGCCAUUGGAUUCCCGAAGACAACCCAAUGGCGAUGGAGCACAUAUUGGAACAUAUGCUGGACGUAUCUAAUUAGAUUGAAGAUGGUUAAUGGCAAAAUAUGCUUAUCCCCUUAUUCAUAAACGUUUAUUAAAGUUAACAAGCCGAUAAUAAUCGUUUGUCCCUUUCCGACGUAUUGAUAUGAUGGACAAAUGGGACAAACGCUUAUUAUCGGCUUGUCAACUUUAGUAAACGUUUAUGAAUAAGGGGGUUAGUGUGGAUCCCGCUGGAUUUACAAUACGCCGCCUUAAACUGUUUCUACAAUAACACUUGUAAACUUCGGCACUGUUUGUCUUCUCUGUAAUCCAUCCUUUGUAUCUUUUGAUGUAAUGACUGUUUGAUGCCAUAAUAAAAUAAAAUAAAAUAAAAAUAAAAUGUAAAGUGUAGAGAAGGUAAGGAAUCCUAUAGUUAUACUACAACCGUAGGUAAAGUCCCAACUCGAAAUAAUUGGAGAGGAUAUAGAAAUUUAAGUUAUAUAAUAAAAAUUAAACAUUUA